AUGGAGGGCAUCCAGGCGGCGCUUGAGAAGGUUCGCCUGAUCGGUACUGGCAAUAGCACAGAGAAUCCAGGCUGGGUAGACUCACUCCUAAAAGAACAACGCCCACACAAACGACUGAGAAAAACCCAAGAAGCUGUGAAGCAAGAACUCGAACAAGAGUUCCUUACGCCGUCAGCCUCGUUUAACACGCAAUGGCUGAAUCGGUUACAGCAGCGCUGGGAUGCUCCGACCGAUUACCGUGGCCUUUUUGACAUCGCACCAAGCCAGACUCGCACCAUCAUCCGUUUCACUCGGGAGGGACUUGAAGGCCGGGUAACAGGAUAUAAAGAGGUCACAGUACCAGCAAGUUCCGCUACUGCCAAGAACUCCACUUCACUUCUAAGGAAGCCCGCCAACAGGGCGGAGUUUGUCCGCGGCGCAUCCGGCUUUUUUCCUUUUGCUCCAGGUGGACUCGACGGAGUAGAGACUAUCGCGGCCAUCGAGGACGAGGCCAUUCUACGUCAAGAGAACGCCAAGGCUAAGAAUUCCAGUGGCCUAGACAGGGUCAUUGACUUUAGUGCUGAAGCUGGCCUCCUGGAAAUCCCUCCAGGAUUUAGUAGAGGUCUUGAUUUUAACAAGAAGGCUGCUGUAAACCUAAAGGCUGCUGAAGAAGUCGAGAAAACAUUGGGAGAGGAGUCAGCUUCAGCCGCGAACGAAAAAGCUGUCGAAGAUGAUGGGAUUGAUGACAAAGCGAUGAACAGCCAUGUGUUACUCGACAAGGGUGAAGCGCAAGGUGAUGACGAAAUCGAUUCUUUACUUCCAGUUGAGUUCCCUGCCUUAGCUCCCCAUGGGCCUCUUGCAUUGGCUUCUACCAGGCAAGGUACAAAAGAGUGGGCCCACAUGGUCGACGUGAACCGUGAGAUUACGAACUUCGGUGAGCUUGUUCCUGAAAUGGCGCGGCAAUGGCCAUUUGAAUUGGAUACUUUUCAAAAGGAAGCCGUUUACCAUCUUGAGCACGGCGACUCGGUCUUUGUCGCGGCGCAUACAUCUGCAGGCAAAACUGUCGUUGCAGAAUACGCUAUUGCAUUAGCAGCGAAACAUAUGACCAAGGCCAUCUACACUUCACCGAUCAAAGCUCUUAGCAACCAGAAAUUCCGUGACUUUCGCCUUACGUUUGACGAUGUUGGCAUCCUUACCGGAGAUGUGCAGAUCCGGCCGGAAGCCAGCUGUCUGAUUAUGACCACUGAGAUUCUUCGAAGCAUGCUAUAUCGCGGAGCUGAUCUUAUCAGAGACGUUGAGUUUGUCAUAUUCGACGAAGUCCACUACGUCAACGACCUUGAGCGAGGCGUAGUGUGGGAGGAAGUUAUCAUCAUGCUUCCAGAGCACGCCACGCUCAUACUGCUGUCGGCGACAGUGCCAAACACUUACGAGUUCGCUUCAUGGGUGGGACGAACAAAGAAAAAGGAUAUAUAUGUUAUAUCCACCCCAAAACGCCCAGUACCCCUGGAACACUAUCUCUGGGCCAACAAGGCGAUGCACAAGAUUGUCACCGCAGACAAGAAGUUCGUUGAAAGCGGCUGGAAGGAUGCAAACGAUGCGCUUUCUGGCAGAGACAAAGUUAAAGCCCCCCCGGCUAAGGACGAAGCACCUGGUGGAAGAAGUAGUAACCGAGGAAGAGCCGGCCCUGCUGGAAACGGACGAACCAGGGGCCAGCAAGGAACUCAGCGAGGCGGCACUCCGCGAGGCGGUAGCCAACAGCUACAGAGAGGACGAGGCAACAUCGCCAGGACGGGCCGCGGUGGGGGCAGGACUACAGCUGCUCAGGAUCGAAAUAUCUGGGUUCAUCUUGUCCAGCACCUCCGCAAUAAGGACCUCCUUCCGGCCUGUAUUUUCGUCUUUUCAAAGAAGCGAUGCGAAGAGAACGCGAACGCUCUUUCGAAUCUUGAUUUCUGCACUGCUGCCGAGAAGAGCGCCAUUCACAUGACAAUUGAAAAAUCAAUUGCUCGACUAACUCCGGAAGAUAGAGAACUCCCCCAAAUUCGACGCUUGAGGGAAUUGCUCAGCCGCGGUAUCGCAGUUCAUCAUGGCGGCAUGCUACCCAUCGUCAAAGAAGUAGUUGAGAUCUUGUUUGCAAAGACUUUAGUAAAAGUGUUGUUUGCCACGGAAACAUUCGCCAUGGGCCUCAACCUCCCAACGAGGACUGUAGUAUUUUCCGGUUUCCGUAAACAUGAUGGGCGCAGCUUCCGAGACCUCCUCCCUGGCGAAUAUACUCAAAUGGCUGGCAGAGCUGGGCGAAGAGGGUUAGACCCCGUCGGUUCCGUCAUUAUCGUGACUCAGGGAGCAGAUGAAGCGCCGCAAGUGUCAAGACUCCGGCAAAUGAUUCUCGGAGAUCCCACAAAGUUAAGAUCACAAUUCAGGCUAACGUACAAUAUGAUGCUCAAUCUUCUUCGGGUAGAAGCGCUGAAGAUCGAGGAGAUGAUAAAACGAAGCUUUAGCGAGAACGCAACACAGGCCCUGCUUCCGGAACACGAGAAGAAGGUCAAACUGUCUGAAGAUGACCUCGAGAAGGUGAAGCGCGAGUCCUGCAAAACUUGCGACGUUGACCUUGAAUUGUGCCAUCAAGCUUGCAUGAACUAUCAGCGAUUGACUAACGAGUUGCAUUUGGGACUGCUUACCAAUCCAGUCGGGAGGCGAGUCCUCGGUCCAAAGCGCUUGGUAGUCUACAAAAAGGAUGGCUUGAGGACAAUUGGGAUGUUACUACAAGAAGGCACCAGCAAAGGGAAUGAGCCCACGGUCAAAAUCCUCGAGAUUUGCCAGAACCGUCAGAGGAAAGCUGACGACCUCUUGCCAUAUCUUGCUCCGUUUGCAAUGUUCUUCAGGCACUUACCUACGAAUGAAAAGGAAUGGAUUCUUAAACCAGCUCUUAUUCCUUUAAAUGACAUUGAGUGUUUUACAAGGACCAUCAUCGACAUCCCAGAGCACAUCCAGAACUUGAACAAGAGAAAAGAAGCUCUCGACCUUGCUAGAGACCAAUUCAUACCACUUUGCAAGUCAUGGGACUACAAUGAUUGGGAUGAGUACGAUUGGGGUAGAAUCAAGACCCUCGCUUUCCGAGAACUUGAUGAGGCACGGCGGAGGGAAGGAGAGGUCGCGACGCGUCGGGAGUGCUUGAAGUGCCCUGAUUUCUUAAAGCACUUUGCGAUGGAACAUGAUGAAUGGAUCAUCAAGGAAAACAUUCUGCAGCUUCGGCAGCUCAUGUCGGAUCAGAACCUUCAACUACUACCCGACUAUGAGCAGAGAAUAUCUGUACUAAAAGAUCUCGGCUUCGUUGAUGAGAGCAGUAGGGUAGAGCUCAAGGGCAAAGUUGCUUGCGAGAUUCACUCGGCUGAUGAGCUCGUGCUAACCGAACUGAUCUUAGAAAACGUCCUCGCAGAGUACGCUCCCGAAGAGAUCGUUGCAUUACUCUCAGCUUUCGUAUUUCAAGAGAAGACAGACAUUGAACCAAGUCUCACAGCAAGUCUUGAACGCGGCAUGGCCAAAAUAGUCGAGAUUUCAGAAAAAGUCAAUCACCUCCAAACAGUUCAUCAGGUCAUUCUCUCCUCAGACGACUCCAACGAUUUUGUCAGCAAACCGCGUUUCGGAAUGGUGGAGGUGGUGUAUGAAUGGGCGAGGGGCAUGUCGUUCAAUCGCAUCACGGACUUGACCGACGUCAUGGAAGGCACCAUUGUCCGGAUCAUCACCCGCCUAGACGAAACAUGUAGAGAGGUUAAGAAUGCGGCUCGAAUCAUUGGCGACCCAACUUUGUUCCAGAAGAUGGGGACAUGCCAGGAGCUAAUUAAACGGGACAUCUGUAAUUGCGCAAGCUUAUACCUGUAG
This is a messenger RNA of Lindgomyces ingoldianus, 3855 nucleotides long. RefSeq names its product antiviral helicase. Gene Ontology annotation, biological process: nuclear-transcribed mRNA catabolic process, 3'-5' exonucleolytic nonsense-mediated decay. Lineage: Eukaryota; Fungi; Ascomycota; Dothideomycetes; Pleosporales; Lindgomycetaceae. The coding region runs from base 1 to 3855 and encodes 1284 amino acids. Gene Ontology annotation, molecular function: RNA helicase activity; ATP binding; RNA binding. The record is from RefSeq and is a predicted model, not a curated record. The transcript has 6 exons. Gene Ontology annotation, cellular component: Ski complex.